This is a messenger RNA of Candidozyma haemuli, 1272 nucleotides long. RefSeq lists its product as uncharacterized. Bases 1 to 1272 code for a protein of 423 amino acids. The transcript has a single exon. Lineage: Eukaryota; Fungi; Ascomycota; Pichiomycetes; Serinales; Metschnikowiaceae. Gene Ontology annotation, molecular function: nucleic acid binding. The record is from RefSeq and is a predicted model, not a curated record.
AUGGAUGUCAUAAGCAUAAUACUAACGCCUAUCAGUAAGGAUGUGUUGAUUCCAUUAUCGCCAUACCCUUUGAGGCACUCCAAAUGCAAGCCCUUGGGCUUGGGUUACGCGUUCUUCGAAACGUUUGCUGAUGCAAGGAAUGCUGUUGAUAGCUUGCAUACCAUGGAGUUCAAGUCGAGGAACUUGACUGUUCGUUACCAUACUCCUUACAACCCUGUUGAGAGGACUGGCUCGUUUAGAUUGGGCAAAUCGAGGGAAAAUAAGCACGAUGGCGUAGAACAACCAUUGUUGAUUCCCAAUGAGGCCCUGAGUACUGAAGAAGCUCAGCCUGAAAGGAAGCCUUCUGUUGGCAGCAGCGUUCAGGUUAAGAUCUUCAAUGGUUUGAGAGCGAAAGCUGAUGCCGCCAAAACUGUUACCUCAACUAUUCUUGACACGAAAAAUGUCAAAGAGGUUAAGGUUCCAGAAGCGGAAGCAGAGGCAGAGGCUAACGACGCCCAGGAACUGGAGGUGGUCGAAGCGCCCAAGAGUGCUACACCCGCUGUUCCAACUCGUCCAAUUGGCAAUUCGUCAUCAUUAAGAAGGCUGUCGACUUAUCAUGCUGGUAAGGAUAGAAGGGCAAAGGGUGACACUACUUCUGAUGCUGAACAGGGCUCUGCUAGAGCUUCUAUGCUGGACCCAGAGGAUAAUACCUACUCCGAUGACACGAUCUUUAUCAGGGGCUUGAAAGGAAAGGUCACUAAAGAUUUAAUGUUCGAUUACUUCAAGGCUUAUAACCCCGUGAAAGUCAAGAUCACCAAGACUCACCGUUUGGCGAAAGCCUGGAACCCUCGUUCCAAUGUCCUUGUCAGGUUCAAGUUCAAGAAUGGUAACAACAUCGAUAAAGUUGUUGAAGAAUGUCAGAGUUGCUUGUUUGACGGUAAUCCAUUUGAAGUGAGUAAGGCAUUUAUUAGGAAGGCAGCCAUGACUCCUUCACCAGCCUUGGGCGAUUCUUCACCAGCACCUGAGGCCAAUAAGGAGGUGACAGAGGAAGAACCUGCUGCUUCAAAUGCAUCGCUGGCGAAGGCUACUGAAGCUCCAUCCAAGGCUACUAAUGAAGAAAAUGGUAAGGAAGCCGCUGAUGGUGCACCAUCAGCAGAGGCAAAGGUAGAGGUGAAACAGCCAAAGCUGGAGGAGCCCAAGCCUAGUGAAGCUGAGGAAGUCGAACCAAAAGUAGUUGAGGAAGCAAAGCCAGAGGCUGAAGCUAAACCAGUUGAGGUUGAAGUGAAGACCUAG